Messenger RNA from Magallana angulata, 753 nucleotides. RefSeq lists its product as uncharacterized. Lineage: Eukaryota; Metazoa; Mollusca; Bivalvia; Ostreida; Ostreidae. The transcript is spliced from 4 exons. The record is from RefSeq and is a predicted model, not a curated record. The coding region runs from base 1 to 753 and encodes 250 amino acids.
AUGGGUUUCCAUCAUGAGGCAGAAUGGUGUCGUCUUAUAAGACAGUGGUACAAUGCUAUUGAUGAUGCCGGAGUUCCUGUUGACAAUCGAAUAGAAUGGCUGCUGGACAUGAGGGAAAAGCUGUUAGGCCUUUUGAAAGUUGGACAUUUUCCACCUCCAGGUGCAUUCGUUUGCGAUAUGCCUAUUGCGCAGUUUGAGGGAUUUCUUACCAAUAUUGAUCGCCGCCUUCAGCUAUACUGCAUGGUGCGUAAUGAAACAUAUAAUCAAAGAGCCAUCUCAAGCCUGGAUUCUGAAACAUUCUUUUCGGGCUUUCAGGAUUAUGAUCCAAAGGGCACUGGGAUCCUCCGUCCAGAUGACGUAACAGUAGCACUUGGAGCUGCAUCAUUACUCUACAGGCACAAACUUGACGGUGACAGAUCGUUUAUCAUGAGAACAUCUAAGAAACCAAGAGUGUACCCUCUUCAACAAAUUGGAAAUCAAGAAAACACUUAUUUGGACAAUGAUACAGUUGAUGCUUCCCCAGUUUUGCUGAACGAGUCCUCAUUUAUCAGAAUACAUUCGCAUCAAUUUGAUAAAGAAGAAAGAAAAUCCAAAAAUCCAAAAAGAAAAAGUGGUACAAUAUCUGCCUUCGGAUUGCCAAGCAAGGGAGCAGAAGGUGUUCGUUCGCAUCAUAAAAACAAUGAGGAAAAAAUACUUCCCCACAGACGCUUUGGUUUUACAGAUGAGGAGGUUGAUAUCAAAAUGUCUAAAUAA